AUGGACUUAAGGCCGCCAGUUAUCCGAAGUGAACACAUCUACAGAGCCUAUUGGUUAUAUUGGCGUCUUUUGGGAUUGGAAAGCCAAUUUGUUCUAAACCGCUUGCUGGAUGUUUUGAUCACAGUUUUUGUCACUUUCUGGUAUCCAAUUCAUUUAAUUCUCGGCCUAUUUCUGGAAAGAACACUCGGCGAUGUCUGCAAAGGGCUACCAAUCACAGCUGCCUGCUUCUUCGCCAGCUUUAAAUUUGUAUGCUUCCGCCUGAAGCUGGAAGAUAUUAAAACAAUCGAAGUGUUGCUCAAAGAGCUUGAUCAGCGAGCUCUGAGUCAGGGGGAACGCCAGUUUUUUAACCAAAAUACGAAACGGGAAGCGAAUUUGAUUUGGAAGAGUUUCAUCGUGGCCUACGGAUUGUCGAAUGUUUCGGCGAUAGCAUCGGUUCUAUUCGGUGGUGGACAUAAGUUGUUAUAUCCGGCCUGGUUUCCGUACGAUGUGCAGGCCUCAGAGCUGGUAUUUUGGCUAAGUGUAACCUACCAAAUAGUUGGAGUAAGCUUGGCAAUAGUUCAGAACCUGGCUAAUGAUUCCUAUCCGCCGAUGACAUUUUGUGUGGUAGCAGGACAUGUGCGACUACUGUCAAUGCGCCUAAGUAGAAUUGGACAAGAUCGAAAGGAUACAAAGGCCGUCAUCGGAAAGCAGUUAGUCGAAAGCAUUGAGGACCAUCGAAAAAUCGUGAAAAUCGUGGAUUUGCUGCGCAGCACCAUGAAUAUGUCGCAACUUGGCCAGUUUAUAUCGAGUGGCGUUAACAUUUCCAUAACGCUCGUCAACAUUUUGUUCUUUGCGGAAAAUAACUUCGCCGUGACUUACUAUGGCGUGUACUUCGUUUCCAUGGUACUGGAGUUGUUUCCGUGCUGCUACUACGGAACCCUGAUAUCCGUGGAGAUGAGCAGGCUGACCUAUGCGAUAUAUUCGAGCAAUUGGAUCGGUAUGGACCGGGGACAUUGCCGCACCAUGCUGAUUUUCAUGCAGCUCACCUUGACAGAGGUGCAGAUCAAGGCGGGUGGCAUGAUUGGCAUCGGAAUGAACGCCUUCUUCGCCACCGUCCGGCUGGCCUACUCCUUCUUCACAUUGGCCAUGUCGCUGCGAUAA
Molecule: messenger RNA, 1140 nt
Organism: Drosophila biarmipes
Lineage: Eukaryota; Metazoa; Arthropoda; Insecta; Diptera; Drosophilidae
Product: odorant receptor 33b
Exons: 2
Coding region: 1-1140 (379 amino acids)
Biological process (GO): sensory perception of smell; detection of chemical stimulus involved in sensory perception of smell
Cellular component (GO): plasma membrane
Molecular function (GO): odorant binding; olfactory receptor activity
Source: RefSeq, a predicted model, not a curated record